UUUAAUACAACGCAACCACCUCAUCGUCCUCUCAAGUUCUCAACCUUCUCCCUCCAUCCUUCAAUUUUUUCUCGUUUUUUCUCACUUUCUAUCACUUUCUCACCAGCCAAACAGACAGUCACCACAGAACCAAAUUCGAAUUCAAAUAAAAAAUCGGAUAAAACUCAUUUCGUGAAGCGCCUCGAAGAACAAAACCCACCUUUGUUUUUCGCCAUUAGAGUUGAAAAAAUGAAGCCCCCGAAGCUGAUUGUGUUACUGUUAUGUUGCCUUGGUGUUCUCAUGGUUGCAAAUUCUGAUCUGGCUUCCGACAGAGAUGCCUUGCUGGCGCUCAGAACAGCCGUGGGAGGCCGUACAAUGGGCUGGAACUUGACGGAGACCAACCCCUGUUCGUGGCUCGGCGUCAAAUGCGAGUCGGACCGGGUCACCGAAUUGCGGCUUCCAGGUUGGGCACUGGUUGGGCAGCUUCCUUUGGGUCUCGGAAACUUAACCCAGCUUUUGACCCUCUCUCUGCGCGUAAACGCGCUCUCCGGUCCGCUACCGAACGACCUUGUCAACCUAGUCAACCUCAAAAAUCUCUACUUGCAAGGUAAUUCAUUUUCCGGUCCAAUUCCUGAGUUUUUGUUCAAACUGAAAAGCCUUAUGAGAUUGAACCUUGAGAAAAAUAAGUUCUCCGGCGAAAUCUCGUCGGCGUUUAAUAAUUUGACGAGUUUGGUAAGUCUGCAUUUGGAGGAGAAUCAGCUUACUGGGUCAAUUCCUGAGCUGGGUUUACCGUCUCUUGGACAUUUCAACGUUUCCUUUAAUCAGUUGAACGGGUCGGUUCCUUCGAAGCUUUCGGAUUGGCCCGAAAACGCGUUCGAGGGGAAUUUGCUUUGUGGGAAGCCGUUGAAGGCCUGCAAUGGGACUGAGAAUGCUGGGAAGAAGAAUAAGUUGGCUGGUGGGGCAAUUGCAGGGAUUGUGAUUGGUAGUAUUAUUGGGUUCUUGGCGAUAGUUGCCAUUGUGAUAUUUUUGUGCCGACGAAAGAAAAAUGGGGAAAAAGGUACAAACUUUGCUGUGCCGGGGAAGCCUCAGGAGGCUGAAACCUCCCGUGGAAAGGUGGUGCUGGAUAGGAGUUCGAGUACUGAUUAUUCAUCUGCAUCAAAAGGGAGUGUGAAGAGUGGUGGUGGGAAUAAGAGUUUAGUGUUCUUCGGGCAUGUGGUGAAGGUGUUUGAUUUGGAGGAUUUAUUGAGGGCAUCAGCUGAGGUACUUGGAAAGGGGACAUUUGGAACUACGUACAAGGCAACUUUGGAAAUGGGGGUGUCAGUGGCAGUGAAGAGGUUGAAGGAAGUGGCUGUAUCAGAGAAGGAAUUCAGGGAGAAGAUUGAAGAGAUUGGAAGAAUGGAUCAUUCAAAUUUGGUCCCACUCAGGGCUUACUACUACAGCAGGGAUGAGAAGCUUUUUGUGUAUGAUUACAUGCCUAUGGGAAGCUUAUCUGCUCUUUUGCACGGAACCAGAGGUUCCGGAAGGACUCCAUUGAAUUGGGAAACAAGGUCUGGUAUUGCUGUAGGAGCUGCUCGUGCAAUUACAUACUUACAUUCUCAUGGUCCCACUACCUCCCAUGGAAACAUUAAAUCUUCAAACAUCCUUCUCACUAGAUCCUAUGAAGCCUGUGUUUCUGAUUUUUGCCUUGCUCAUCUUGCAAGCCCAACAUCUACUCCGAACCGCAUUUCUGGUUAUCGUGCCCCAGAACUCACAGAUACUAGCAAAGUAACCCAAAAGGCAGAUGUUUAUAGCUUUGGCGUAUUGCUUUUGGAGAUACUUACAGGAAAGUCUCCAACCCAAAUUAUCAUGAACGAGGAAGGAGUAGACCUUCCAAGAUGGGUUCACUCAGUGGUUCGAGAGGAGUGGACUGCUGAGGUGUUUGACUUCGAGCUUCUUAGGUACCAGAAUGUUGAGGAGGAGAUGGUUCAGCUUUUACAGAUUGCACUCGAAUGUACUGUUCAGUACCCUGAUAGCCGCCCUUCAAUGGGUGAGGUGACUAGCCGAAUCGAUGAGCUUUACAGUUCUAGUUUAAAGCACGAGCAAGAUGCGAAUCCUGAUAUCUCAUGACGUGGACGAUGGCUUUCUCAGCAGGAUUUAUCAACUGACACGCGCAUAUCACCGUGAGUACUGAACAAAGAUCAGCAUUCUUUCCUGCAUUGCCCUUCUGGUCAGGCAUAAUUUGUUUAAUCUUGAGUUUAUUUUGAGCAAAUCUUACAGCCGGGAUCAUGUCUCUUUAUCGUUUUCACCUUCAUAUUUAUUUUAUCAGUAGCAAUCUUCUUUACCCCCUGUAUAUUACUGUUUAUGCUGUAUGUGGAGGGGGAUGUCUGUAAUGCUGUUAUUUGCAAAUCUGAGUUUGCCUUGUAGUGUAGUGCUCUCAUCACUUCUGUUCCUCUUAGCCCUGAGCUCGAUGCAAAUUUUAUUGACUGAAAAAUGCUUCAUUUGCUUUUA
Pyrus x bretschneideri (Chinese white pear) is the source of this 2466-nucleotide messenger RNA. RefSeq names its product probable inactive receptor kinase At1g48480. Lineage: Eukaryota; Viridiplantae; Streptophyta; Magnoliopsida; Rosales; Rosaceae. Gene Ontology annotation, biological process: protein phosphorylation. The transcript has 2 exons. The record is from RefSeq and is a predicted model, not a curated record. Bases 229 to 2085 code for a protein of 618 amino acids. Gene Ontology annotation, molecular function: ATP binding; protein kinase activity; protein binding.